Molecule: messenger RNA, 1008 nt
Organism: Dipodomys ordii (Ord's kangaroo rat)
Lineage: Eukaryota; Metazoa; Chordata; Mammalia; Rodentia; Heteromyidae
Gene: Pou5f2
Product: POU domain class 5, transcription factor 2
Exons: 1
Coding region: 1-1008 (335 amino acids)
Biological process (GO): regulation of transcription by RNA polymerase II
Molecular function (GO): DNA-binding transcription factor activity, RNA polymerase II-specific; RNA polymerase II cis-regulatory region sequence-specific DNA binding
Source: RefSeq, a predicted model, not a curated record
AUGGCCGGACUCAGGCCCUCAAACGUCUAUCCCCUUCCAGGCAGCGGUGGGGGUGUCCCCGGAGGGGCCGUGCCUCUGCGGGUUGACACUCCAACCUGGCUGAGCACCCCUGCCACCCCUGGCAGGCUGGUGGUGCGGCCGGGGAUGGGUCCUGGCAUCUGCCGAGGCCCCGAGGUGUGGGGCCUGCCUCUUGGCCCCACACCUUACGAGUUCCUGGGCGAGAUCGCACCCCGCGGAGCUGCUGAGGCUGGGGCAUGGUUCCGAAGCCGCCCCGAGGGCGCCUGCCUGGGACCCUACAUCGCCCUGCGGUGCAUCCCAAAGCUGGCGGUGCCAGAGGACGUCUCGGCCAUAGAGAAAGAGAUGGAGCAGCUGGCCAAAGAGCUGAGGCAGAAGAGGCUGACCCUGGGGUACUCGCAGGCCGACGUGGGGUUCGCCGUGGGAGCUAUGUUUGGGAAGGUCCUCAGCCAGACAACCAUUUGCCGGUUCGAGGCCCAGCAGCUCAGCCUGGCCAACAUGUGGAAGCUGCGGCCGCUGCUGAAGAUGUGGCUAGAGGAAGUGGAUGAGAAGAACCUUCUAGGCUUAUGCAAAAUGGAUAUGAUUCUACAGCAGGGGCGGAAGCGGAGACGGGCCAGCCGGGAGAGACGGAUCGGAAUCAACCUGGAGAAACUCUUCCUGCAGUGCCCGAAGCCCACACCCCAGCAGAUCAGCCGCAUUGCUGGCCACCUACGACUGCAGAAGGACCUGGUCCAAGUUUGGUUCUACAACCGGAGCCAGAUGGGCAGUUGGCCAACCACUGAUGUCUCCCUGAGGGAGAAUGUGGGGGCAGCCAGGCCUCCUUUGCCGGGACCACCGAUGUGCUUUCCCCUGGCCCCCGGGUUCCACUUUGAUUUCCACCACUAUGGGGGUCCCUGCCUUACACCUCUGUACUCCUCUACUCACUUUCCUGCAGGAGGAACCCUUCUCUCUGCCCCAGCCACUACACUGGGCCUCCCCAGGCUUUCAAGCUGA